AUGUAUAAAUCUGCAGUGCUUAGAAACUUAGAAGAGAGUUUGGUAUUCAGAGAGUACAUUUCUGUUGCUGAAGAAUUAGAGCAUGAGAAGACUGAUAUUUGUACACAGGAUGUCAACCUCACCUCUUCAGAUAUAUGUCUGGAUCCACAAAAUUACCUGAGCAACUGGGAUGAAUCUCACUCACCGUGCCAGUUUCACGGUGUAACGUGUGAUGAAAUUUCUGGUGUGGUCACAGGAGUAUCACUCUCAAAUGCCUCGCUGUCAGGCACAAUAUCACCAUCAUUUUCUGUUCUCCACCAGUUGCGUACUUUGGACCUCAGUGCAAAUUCCAUCUCAGGCACUAUCCCUGCUGCACUGACCAACUGCACAAAUUUGCAAGUUCUUAAUUUGUCAGUGAACAGCUUGACAGGCCAAUUGCCUGAUCUUUCAUCAUUGCUCAAACUGCAAGUUCUUGAUUUAUCAACAAAUAGUUUUUCUGGUGGAUUCCCUGUGUGGAUCAGCAAAUUGUCAGGCCUAACUGAAUUAGGCCUAGGAGAGAACCGUUUCGAUGAAGGUGGUGUUCCUGAAAGCAUUGGACUCCUGAAGAACCUGACAUGGCUAUUCUUGGGGCAGUGCAACCUUAGAGGAGAGAUACCAGCUUCAGUUUUUCACUUGGAGUCACUUGGGACCCUGGACUUCUCGCGCAAUCAGAUGACCGGUGUGUUCCCGAAGGCGAUAUCCAACUUGCGCAACCUGUGGAAGAUUGAGCUCUACCAAAACAAUCUGACCGGUGAAAUUCCUCCUGAGCUUGCACACCUGACAUUGUUGUCUGAAUUUGAUGUGUCUCAUAAUCAACUUACUGGUGUACUGCCCAAGGAAAUUGCUAGCCUGAAGAAUCUUAAGAUCUUCCAUAUCUACAGGAACAACUUCUAUGGUGAGCUUCCUGAAGGACUGGGGAACUGGGAGUUUCUUGAGUCAUUUUCAACUUAUGAAAAUCAAUUCUCAGGAAACUUUCCUGCCAACCUUGGCAGAUUCUCACCACUCAAUACAAUUGACAUAUCAGCGAACUAUUUUACCGGUGAAUUUCCAAAGUUCCUGUGUCAAAGCGACAAGCUGCAGUUCUUACUGGCUUUGAGCAACAACUUCUCAGGUGAAUUCCCCAGCUCUUACUCUUCUUGCAAGACUCUAGAGAGGUUUAGAGUAAGUCAAAAUCAGUUCAGUGGGAGCAUUCCUCAUGGCAUAUGGGGAUUGCCUAAUGCUGUGAUCAUUGACGUUGCUGACAAUGGAUUUAUUGGAGGAAUAUCUUCCGAUAUAGGCAUUUCAGCCACCCUAACCCAGCUGCUUGUUCAGAACAACAAUUUCUCUAGUGAACUUCCAAUGGAGCUGGGAAAUCUCUCUCAGCUGAAGAAGCUGGUUGCUUCCAACAACAGAUUCUCUGGCCAAGUCCCUGCACAGAUUGGUAACCUGAAGCAAUUGUCAUACCUGCAUUUGGAGCAGAAUGCACUGGAAGGGUCAAUACCACCAGAAAUUGGUUUGUGCAACAGCCUAGUUGACCUUGAUCUUGCAGAGAAUUCUUUGUCUGGCAAAAUUCCUGACACAGUUGGCUCCCUUUUGAUGCUGGAUUCACUCAAUCUAUCCCACAACAUGAUCUCUGGUGAAAUCCCUGAUGCAUUGCAGUCACUGAGGCCAACCUAUGUUGAUUUCUCUCACAACAAUUUGUCUGGACCAAUCCCCCCACAGCUCCUGAUGAUUGCCGGAGAUGAUGCAUUCUCUGAAAACUCUGACCUAUGUGUCACUGACACUUCAGAAGGGUGGAGGCAAUCUGGCACCAGUUUACGCCCUUGCCAAUGGAUUGACAACCACCAUAGCUUCUCACGGAGGCAGCUUUUUGCUGUGCUGAUCAUGGUGACCUCUUUGGUUGUUCUCUUAUCUGGAUUGGCAUGUCUGAGGUAUGAAAAUAACAGGCUUGAGGAUUUCAACAGAAAGCAAGACACCGAGAGUGGUGAUAACAGUGACUCAAAGUGGAUUGUCGAGUCCUUCCAUGUGCGAGGGCUCAAUCCAUCAGCUGCUUUGCCGAAAAUAUUUUGCCAGUGCUACCCAAACUCAGCUACUCUAUUAUUCAUCUUGUCCUGUCCUGAGCUUCCAUAUUCUCUAAAGGCGAGAGAAAAGAGUGACAUGAGCUCUAGUGUUGCGCCGUCAGAGUUUCUUAGUGGACGUAGCCGGACAGACUACCAGUUUGAAGGUGAACUGGAAACUGUGUCCGGGGUUUGA
Triticum turgidum subsp. durum (durum wheat) is the source of this 2250-nucleotide messenger RNA. NCBI's taxonomy places the organism in Eukaryota, Viridiplantae, Streptophyta, Magnoliopsida, Poales, Poaceae. The record is from the annotation of a GenBank genome assembly.